AUGCUCUUCGCAGCGUACACUUUGUGUUUUCUCGUCCGAUUCACAUAUCAAAACGACCCAAUAUCAGAAGUGUGCGAAGAAAACGAGCUACUAACAGACUGUGGAGCCCGAUGCGAGCCAACUUGUAUCGAACCUACUCCUGAAUGCGAAGGCGACUGCCUCGCAAAUGUGUGCCGUUGUAAGCAAGGAUUCAUUCGGCGUGAACUAGGAGGGCCAUGCAUUGCUGGGUCAUCAUGUCCACCUGGUCGAAAACAAGUUCCGCCAUCUUGCGACGGGAUUGCGUGCCAUGACGGGGCUCAUUGUGAAGUGGUGGAUUUACCUUGUGCGAAUGGAACCUGUUCCCAACAGGCCAUUUGUGUCGAUGAAUAUGUAGUAUAG
Molecule: messenger RNA, 378 nt
Organism: Ostertagia ostertagi
Lineage: Eukaryota; Metazoa; Nematoda; Chromadorea; Rhabditida; Trichostrongylidae
Source: the annotation of a GenBank genome assembly